AUGGGAAAAAAACAAAGUCACAUCUGUUCAGUCCAGCAGGCCAGCUUUCUGCUGAGGGCAGCUCUGCUCUCCGUCCUGCUGUGCGGCCCGCCACAUGUGCUGUCGGACUCAGACGAGGCGGUCCUGACCGAGUGGGAGAUCUGGAAAAGCAGCCACGGCAUAAGCUAUGAUGAAUCAGAUGACAUGCACAGGAGGGCCAUCUGGGAGGAGAACAAGCGACUGAUUGAAAACAACAAUCAAGGGUUUUUUAUGGGGAUGAGGCCGUUCUCUAUGGCCAUGAAUAAAUAUGGCGAUCUGACAAAACAAGAAUACCAGGUUUUGCAAGGUGCCAAUAUAAACGCCCGGCACGUAAGGAGAGGAAGGGAAGUCUCGGCCUGGAGGCUGCGCAACAAUGCAAAGAAGUUUGAUUCCUGGUUUGUCGACUAUAGGAAAAUGGGUUACGUCACUGAGGUUAAAGAUCAGGGUUACUGUGGCUCAUGCUGGGCCUUCAGCACUACAGGAGCUAUAGAGGGACAAAUAUACAAGAAGACCGGUCAGCUUGUAUCCCUGAGUGAGCAAAACCUAGUGGACUGCUCCAAACCUUACGGUACCUACGGCUGCAGUGGUGCCUGGAUGGCCAACGCCUACGACUAUGUGGUGAACAACGGCCUGCAGUCGACAAACACCUACCCGUACACCUCAGCGGACACCCAGCCCUGUUACUAUGACAGCAGACUUGCAGUUGCUCAUAUCAAAGACUACAGGUUCAUACCCAAAGGAGAUGAGCAGGCUCUGGCCGACGCUGUGGCAACUAUAGGACCCAUCACAGUAGCCAUUGAUGCAGAUCAUUCAAGCUUUAUGUUCUACAGCUCAGGAAUAUACGACGAGCCCAACUGUAACCCAAAUAACCUGAGUCAUGCAGUACUGCUGGUUGGCUAUGGUUCAGACGAUGGCCAAGACUACUGGAUCAUCAAAAACAGCUGGGGAUCCAGCUGGGGUGAAGGCGGCUAUAUGAGACUGGUCCGGGAUGGCAGAAACGCUUGUGGUAUUGCCAGUUAUGCCUUGUACCCCACUCUGUGA
Messenger RNA from Stegastes partitus (bicolor damselfish), 1059 nucleotides. It is a transcript of the gene cts12, whose product is annotated as cathepsin 12. Bases 1 to 1059 code for a protein of 352 amino acids. The record is from RefSeq and is a predicted model, not a curated record. Gene Ontology annotation, biological process: proteolysis. Gene Ontology annotation, molecular function: cysteine-type peptidase activity. NCBI's taxonomy places the organism in Eukaryota, Metazoa, Chordata, Actinopteri, Pomacentridae. The transcript is spliced from 8 exons.